AUGGGACUCACAUCCAAAGAUAAGCAGGACCACUUGGCAGGUUCCCAUGGUGAGGGUCUGAAGGUGGCUGCGUUAGUCAUGCGCCGAGAAGGAUAUAAGUCCCAGAGUGAUCGAGAUGUCACGGUGGUGAUUGGGGCUGGACAUGCUAAUCCAAGUCAACCGGUGUCAUCUGAGACGUUCUUUGGAUGGCUGCAAGUCACGCCCGAUAUUCGCGGGCUCACCUAUCCACACUCGACCAUUGACACCCCCAACGGAGACCUGCUUCUUGACCCGCAGUUUCAAGGAAAGAUUUUUCUCCAUGGGCUUCUGCUGCCCAUGUCUACCUCCGGGGGCAAGGUCUUCAAGUUUGGGUACAAUUUUGCUCUGGAACCAUCCACUAAAGCCCGCAUCUGGAAACAUAUACUACAAGCUUCACAGCAAGGACUCUUCUUUUACAGUGAAACAUCAAGUGCGCAGUCUAUAGGAAUGAUACGAGAAUCCACCGGGAAAAAGCCGACGAGACUUCCUGAGAGCUUUUGGAGACUGCUGCGUUCGGUCUCGCCCAUCCGGACUAUUGACGAGGAGCAACGGAAGUGUUUCAGGGAUACCAAGAUCGGUGCCUUGCCCAGGUCCGUUUUUGCAAGAACAACAGACAGGGCUUUAAGAGCCUGCCUGGCACUCAUGCAGGCAACAAAAGAUAUAAGAGUGCUCUACGUCAACGGCUCGACAGGAAAACUUGAUGUGUUCUACGAUGCCAUGAGCAGCACCUUGAAAAUCCACCAUAGAUGGUUGGACUUUGAUAACGUGCACCAAGAAACCUCGUGCCGGACCUUGUUCCCAAACAAUAUAGGUGGGAAUAGUGCACCCUAUUUCUGCGGCCACGUCGUGGAAGAACUCUUGGCUCUAUCGAUUUGUUCAAUUUUUAAAGCAUCCCCAUUAUUGCGGGCCACCGAGAUGCGAUACAUGCGUCAGAUCAGACGCCUGAUUCGGUUUUUGCCGCAUAGCAUCACAAUAAGCUCCCAUCCAGGAGGUCUGCAGGUCACAUGGGAAGAUAACGAGGCCGAAUCAUUUCGAAAACUUGAUGGGUUUGGAGCAGAUUACGUGGUCGUUCUCCACGCAGAGCAGUGUACCAGUGCAAGAGCGGCGGUUUUCCAAUCGGACACAAUUUCGACCGAAACAGCGUUCGCACCAUGUGGGUGCCGUCAGCAAGUCGUUUGUCAAACGCACCGAUGGUGUGUCUUUGCCAACAUGAAUAUCUCUACCAGGUACUACGCGAUGAUCUGUCUGAACGAAAGGUCGGCAAUCUAUGGUCUCCCGUCUGAAUCGAUACUUCAUGGACCACAAGGAUGA
Molecule: messenger RNA, 1329 nt
Organism: Penicillium roqueforti
Lineage: Eukaryota; Fungi; Ascomycota; Eurotiomycetes; Eurotiales; Aspergillaceae
Exons: 5
Coding region: 1-1329 (442 amino acids)
Source: RefSeq, a predicted model, not a curated record